Cladophialophora immunda is the source of this 730-nucleotide messenger RNA. RefSeq lists its product as uncharacterized. Gene Ontology annotation, molecular function: oxidoreductase activity. NCBI's taxonomy places the organism in Eukaryota, Fungi, Ascomycota, Eurotiomycetes, Chaetothyriales, Herpotrichiellaceae. The transcript has 2 exons. The coding region runs from base 145 to 585 and encodes 146 amino acids. The record is from RefSeq and is a predicted model, not a curated record.
AUUGAGUAGUAGAAGGUGCUGCCUCCCGCGAUUAUCCCUUUGUUGUAGACUUCGCUCAGCAGUGAACCUUUUCGCCAUCAUCUCCUGGCACCUUUUUCAUCCUAUCCGUAUCGGUUUGCUGAAAGUGACGACACUGCCAAACCAAUGGCCACCAAACAACGCAUGGUCAAGCUCUCGCUCUUCGCCAAGCGCAAGAGCGGCCUCUCAGAAGACGAGUUCCAGCAGUACUGGUCCGUGACGCACCAGGCCCUGGCGACCGAGUGGCUGGUGAAAUAUGGCAUUGUCAAGUACACCCAGUACCAUACCCCUUCACGGCUCCUCCCGUCUGCCCUCGCAGGGUUUCCGGCCCUGAAGGGCGCCAAGAAACUCGACUUUGACGCCGUCGGCGAGUUCCUCAUGCCCGACGUGUCGUGCUUCCAGAAGGCGCGCGAGGACCCGUACUACGCCGAGGUGAUCGCGCCGGACGAGGAGAAGUUGUUUGACUGGAGUUCGAUGGAGUGGACCAUCGGCUGGGAGGAGGUGUACAUCAAGGAUGGGAAGGUGGUGGAUAUGCCGUAUGGGGAUGCUGAGGUGUCAAAUUCCUGAAUAUUGGGGCGCCGUUGUGAUCCUGGAGAGGUAGUUCAGGACCAGGAGCAGUUCACCCCCCAAGCGCUAUCUAGUUCCCACACCGUUGCGCCUGGUGUCACUAGAGUCAUAGGUCGUUGAAGCCAAUGCAAGUCUUCUCAUGCAA